Messenger RNA from Fonticula alba, 1577 nucleotides. RefSeq names its product 30S ribosomal protein S3. The transcript is spliced from 3 exons. Gene Ontology annotation, cellular component: nucleus; cytosolic small ribosomal subunit. Gene Ontology annotation, molecular function: structural constituent of ribosome; RNA binding. The record is from RefSeq and is a predicted model, not a curated record. The coding region runs from base 107 to 910 and encodes 267 amino acids. Gene Ontology annotation, biological process: translation. Lineage: Eukaryota; Rotosphaerida; Fonticulaceae.
CAGGGCUCUCGGGGGAGUUCGCGCGCCCAGGGCACCGGCCUCUCUCGGGGGGCGCUGACGCCGAGGCGGGACCUUUUUCGGACCCCGCCACAGCGGCCAACCCCCCAUGUCCCGGCCUCUUCCCUCGUUUGGUUUUUUGCUUUCGUUGCAUCCUUCCGAGAGUCGCUUAACCAUGUCCGCGCCUGUCGCCCCCUCUGUCCGCGCCAUCUCCAAGAAGCGCAAGUUCAUCGGCGAUGGUGUCUUCUACGCUGAGCUGAACGAGUUCCUCACCCGUGAGCUUGCCGAGGCUGGCUACUCCGGUGUCGAGGUCCGCAUCACCCCCUCUGCCCAGCACAUCGUCAUCCGUGUCACCCGCAUCGAUGUCGUCCUCGGUGUCCGCGGCCGCCGCCUCCGUGAGCUCACUGCUCUCGUUGAGAAGCGCUUCGGCUUCGCCUCUGGUGCCGUCGAGAUCUUCGCCGAGAAGGUCGCCUCUCGCGGUCUCUGCGCCAUCGCCCAGUGCGAGUCCCUCCGCUACAAGCUGCUCGGUGGUCUCGCCGUCCGCCGCGCUUGCUACGGUGUCCUGCGCUACGUCAUGGACUCCGGUGCCAAGGGUUGCGAGGUUAUCGUCUCCGGUAAGCUCCGCGCUGCUCGUGCCAAGUCCAUGAAGUUCGCCGACGGCUUCAUGGUCCACUCCGGCCAGCCCACCAAGGACUACAUCGACUUCGCCGUCCGCCACGUCCUCCUGCGCCAGGGUGUCCUCGGCCUGAAGGUUAAGAUCAUGCUGCCUCAGGACCCGACCGGCCGCACCGGUCCCCGCCUGGCCCUCCCCGACAACAUCACCAUCCACGACCCCAAGGACGACGAUGGUGCCGUCAAGGUUGAGAUCAUCAAGUACAACGAGCCCGCCGCCGUUGAGGAGGUCUCUGCCUAAAUCUCCCCUCUCGUGAUUUUGCACGCUCCGGGGACCUCUCCUCCGUCCAUCGGGCGCGCGGGGGGGGGGGCGGCGGGCGCGGGGUCCGAGACUUCUCUCCUCCCCCUCCUCCUCCCCUCUUCCGUCGUCCGCCCGAUGGUGUGAUGCGCGAUGGCCUCUGACGCGCGGAUGACCAUGUGGCGGAGGUUGCUCUGGCCUGUUGUUCGGCUUUCCCUGGCUGCUGUGCAUGUGUUGGCGCGUGGUAUUGUGUCUCUACGGCUGGCCCAUCGUGUGCUGUGUGUGUGUUUUCUCCUCCCGCGCGCUCGGGGGGGCCUCACCACCACUCGCCCUCUGUCUCGGAAGUGUCCGGUCUGCAUCUCCUUUCUUCCCCCCCCAUAUAAACUGCUUCUCUCUACCAUCUUGCGGCGGUUGUUGUGUGUUGGCCGGGGGGGGGGCGGCGGGCCCAGCAACAGAGAGAGAGGGGGAGCAGGGGGAGGCUCGCUCACACGGCCAUCAUUGUGGGGUCUUGUUUCGGGAGAGGGGGAGGAGGGCGUGCUGGGCUUUGCGCGAGGAGGGGCGCGGGGGAGAAGCUCGGCGCCGCCGAGCACUUGUCCGGGCGCAGCCGCUCCCUGCCCCCCCCCCCUCGCCCCGAUGCCCGAGGCGGAUCUGCGAGUGAUUUCGCGCCGGA